Molecule: messenger RNA, 1972 nt
Organism: Danio rerio (zebrafish)
Lineage: Eukaryota; Metazoa; Chordata; Actinopteri; Cypriniformes; Danionidae
Source: RefSeq, a predicted model, not a curated record
GUAAGCUAAUGUGACAUUGCACAUAUGAGACAAAUGACGUCAGUACAUAAUAACUGGUUAUGAUCUAUUACUGAACUGAUACCGAAUUGUUACCAAGAAUAAAUUUUGACACCCCUAGUGCCUGUACACACAUACCCCUUCAUUAGAUCAUCAUGAAUAAAUUUUAAUGCACAGCUAAUUAAGCUUGCCUUUGUUUUUUGACAGAACGCCACUGAUCCAGUGCAGAAGUCUGUGAGGCUCUAGUUCUGGAGCAGCGGGAUGGAGAUGGAGCGUUACCUGGGGGAAAGCACCAGUUCUCCAGCCAACGCCACCAACACCAGCUCAGAAGCAGCGUCUCAGGUGGAGGCGCUGACGGAGCGACUGGCCAUCGUGGCUCUGCUGUCACUGCUGACCUUGCUGACAGCCGUGGUGAACGGAGCUGUCAUCGCCGCCAUUUGCACCACGCGGAAGCUCCACCUGCCCGCAAACUACCUCAUUUGCUCACUGGCGGUGACAGAUUUUCUAGUGUCGGUGCUGGUCAUGCCCAUCAGCAUCCUGUACAUCACCACAGAGGAGUGGCUGCUGGGGACGUACGUGUGCGAGGCCUGGCUGAGCGUCGAUGUGACCUGCUGCACCUGCUCCAUCCUGCACCUGUGUGUAAUCGCACUGGAUCGAUACUGGGCCAUCACUAAAGCCAUCGAGUACGCCCGCAAGAGGACGGCCCGCCGCGCCGGAGUCAUGGUGGCCAUCGUCUGGGUGAUCUCCAUCUUCAUCUCCAUCCCGCCUCUGUUCUGGAGGCAGCGCGGGGACGCAAAUGGCCCGCAGCAAUGCAUCAUCGAGCACGACCACGUGGGCUACACCAUCUUCUCCACGUUUGGUGCGUUCUACAUCCCCAUGACUCUGAUCCUCAUUCUGUACUCGCGCAUAUACAGCGCUGCCAAGACUCUGUACCAGAAACGUGGCUCAUCGCGACACCUCAGCAGCCGCAGCACCGACAGCCAGACCUCAUUCAAUCACUGCCGCGUCAAGCAUGCCUUCUGUGUCUCCGACGUCUCGACUUCUGACCACACCAUGGAGUUCGAGAGAAACAACGUCACUAUUGUGCGAAUGCCAACGUUUGAUACGGAGACGCCGGAGCUGGAUGAGAGAAACCAGAUCUGCACGUCUCGGGAGAGGAAAGCGGCUCGCAUCCUGGGUCUCAUCCUGGGGGCCUUCAUCCUGUGCUGGCUGCCUUUCUUCCUGAAGGAGCUGCUGGUGGGCCUGAAGGUGCUCAUGACCCCCUCGCCUCAGGUGUCAGACGCCCUCACCUGGCUGGGCUACAUCAACUCUCUGGUGAACCCGCUGCUCUACACCAGCUUCAACGAGGACUUCAAGCAGGCCUUCAAGAGAUUGAUCAGGCGGAAGGAGCACACAUAGACUCACAUCCCUUCACAGACAAAUACUGCGGAGCGUUCAGGACUUUUUUAACUGGAUUCAAUAAGCUGCAGUACACAAAACGACAACAGAUGAUGUUCUUCGGGAAGAGCUGAUUACAUUGGUGCAUGGGUGACAUUUGACUCUUGAGUUGAAGGGGGGGUCUGCACAACAAUAUAGCAAAACAACAUCCUACUUUUUGCCUAGUUCACAUAUACAGGAUUUAGCCUGAUUUCCAAGUGAACAAGCUCUCCAAAAGAGCUGUGGUCUGGGAAAAAUCAGAGGGUGAUUUGUGUGCUGCAGUAUUUAACUGUGAACUACUAAGCAUCACGAAAAACAACAUCUAGCAGGUCAAAUAUCUGGACCGGUCAGCUUACCUGACAUCGAUUACAUCAGGUGUAGAGAUGGACUGCCUCCAAUAAGAGAACAAGGGAUGGGUUGACCAUUGCGCUCAUGCACUCAACAGAAAUGUCUUUGAUUGGUUAGAACAGGGGUCACCAAACUUGUUCCUGGAGGGCCGGUGUCCUGCAGAUUUUAGCUCCAACCCUAAUCAAACACACCUGAACAAGCUAAUCAAUGU